GAUGAAAAUGAAUUACUAAUAUUAAAAGCAUCCCAAUCUGCUGACACAAUCAUUCCAACAUUAUCAAACAACUCACAAAAUUAUUCGAAUUAUAAACCUACGAAUAAACUGCUUAAUGUCAAAACCUUUUCUAGGCCAAUUAAAUUUUCAAAAAAAAUUUGUG
Dentiscutata heterogama is the source of this 163-nucleotide messenger RNA. Lineage: Eukaryota; Fungi; Glomeromycota; Glomeromycetes; Diversisporales; Gigasporaceae. The record is from the annotation of a GenBank genome assembly.